Messenger RNA from Plectropomus leopardus (leopard coralgrouper), 4471 nucleotides. RefSeq names its product neuronal acetylcholine receptor subunit alpha-3-like. Gene Ontology annotation, biological process: monoatomic ion transmembrane transport. Gene Ontology annotation, molecular function: acetylcholine-gated monoatomic cation-selective channel activity; transmembrane signaling receptor activity. The record is from RefSeq and is a predicted model, not a curated record. NCBI's taxonomy places the organism in Eukaryota, Metazoa, Chordata, Actinopteri, Perciformes, Serranidae. Gene Ontology annotation, cellular component: postsynaptic membrane.
UUCAUGUCGGGAGAGCGCACCGCGAGUCCAACCUGAACCUCUCCACGCUCCGGAGCGCAAAGGAAGAUGUUUCUCGAAUCUUAAGGCUUCACAGACGUCUGUAGUGGGUAAUUGACAAGAUUUCAAUCAGCAGCAGCAUCUUUUAUCCGUUGAAAGGACAAGCCAAGUGCCGAUGUAUCGAUGAAUUUCUCCGGGAAACUAACAAACGCCCUCCUGCUGGUGCUCCUAGCAGCGCAAGGCUGUUUUUCAUCAAAGGGGGAGGACAGAUUAUUUCGGAGAUUGUUCAGGAGGUACAACCAGUUCAUCCGACCAGUGGAGAAUGUCUCAGAUCCAGUCACAGUGGAGUUUGAGGUUUCCAUAUCUCAGCUGGUCAAAGUGGAUGAGGUGAAUCAGAUUAUGGAAACUAAUCUGUGGCUAAGACAUGUCUGGAACGACUACAAACUGAAAUGGGCCCCUGUUGAGUACGAUGGAAUUGAGUUCAUACGAGUUCCAUCCAAUAAAAUUUGGAGGCCAGACAUUGUUUUGUACAACAAUGCUGUAGGUGACUUCCUUGUGGAAGACAAGACCAAGGCUCUGCUUAAGUUUGAUGGCACCAUCACUUGGGUUCCUCCAGCUAUUUUCAAAUCCUCCUGCCCCAUGGACAUCACCUACUUCCCCUUUGACUAUCAGAACUGCUCCAUGAAGUUUGGGUCCUGGACCUACGACAAAGCCAAGAUCGACCUUGUGCUCAUUGGCUCAAAGGUGAACCUGAAAGACUUCUGGGAAAGUGGAGAGUGGGAGAUUAUUGAUGCACCAGGAUACAAACAUGACAUCAAGUACAACUGCUGCGAGGAGAUCUACCCAGACAUCACCUACUCCUUCUACAUCCGCCGCCUGCCUCUCUUCUACACCAUCAACCUUAUCAUCCCCUGCCUCCUUAUCUCCUUCCUCACUGUGCUGGUCUUCUACCUCCCUUCCGACUGUGGCGAGAAGGUUACCCUGUGUAUCUCAGUCCUCCUCUCCCUCACUGUGUUCCUGCUGGUCAUCACUGAGACCAUCCCCUCGACGUCACUCGUCAUCCCUCUGAUUGGCGAGUACCUCCUCUUCACCAUGAUUUUUGUCACGCUCAGCAUUGUCAUCACUGUCUUUGUGCUGAAUGUCCACUACCGCACCCCCAUGACACACACUAUGCCGGAGUGGGUGAGGUCUGUGUUCCUCGGGGUGUUACCCAGAGUGAUGCUGAUGAGGCGGCCUAUUGACCAGAGCUGCUCCUCCCCUGCCAGCAUCACGGGAGGGAUUGGAGGAGGGAGCAGCGGGGGAAACAAGAAGAGAAAGAACAGCAUAGGAUCAGGAAGCGGCUCAGGAAGUGUAAGUGUUGGGGGUAUAACUGGGGGUGUAGCGUGUCCACCGCUGGAUGGUGGGGCAGGAGGAGGAGGUGCCACUUCAGCUGGGGGCUCCAUGAACUGUGUGGAAUACGGUGAGAUGAACCGUGACAUGAAUCGUGACAUGAACCGUGACGUGAAUCGUGAAAUGAACCGGGAUAUGAACCGGGACAUGAACCGGGAUAUGAACAGGAGGUGCCCCUACAGAGGCAAGGAGGUACCAACUCCUGUCCCUCCUCCAAUGGUGCCACCUCCUCCUCCUCCUCCACCACCUCAGGCACCACCGACCCAGGGGCCCCAGGAGUCAGAACUGCCCAAGCUGACGAGGCCCCUGAACACCCCCUCACCUGUCAACGCUGUUGUUGCCUUCUCCGUGGUGUCGCCAGAGAUCAAGCAGGCCAUAGAAAGCGUGAAAUACAUCGCAGAGAACAUGAGGACUCGCAACAAAGCUAAAGAGGUGGAGGAUGACUGGAAGUACGUCGCCAUGGUCAUCGACAGGAUCUUCCUGUGGGUUUUUGUGACAGUGUGUGUGCUGGGAACAGUGGGACUCUUCCUCCAGCCACUCAUCAGCUUCUUAAAAUGAGACGCACAUCUUCGUCUUGUCUCGUUCUCUCUCUUUUUGUCUUCCUCUGUCUGUCUCUGUACCCCACUUGAAUUACUUUGGGAAUUAUCCCUCCUGCAGCUCUUUCACAUCAAACACCAAAUUGUCUUUUUUCUCCUUCUUCUGGUGUUUUGUCUCUUUUCUCUUUGUCUCAUGCUCUUCUCUGGGACUCCAUCAUCAUCCAUCACUUUUAGCCCUUCAGCUGUCAGUUUCCUCACAUGACUUACCCUGAUUUCCCCAUUUCAUCUUUGCUUUGCCCUCUCAAUGUGCACGCAAUACUGUUACCAAGUCUCCUCCUCCCCAUCACACUUUUCUCUGACAUGAUUAUCACAUCUGCUCUCCUUUCCUCCUUCCCUGUCUCGGUUUUCUCCUCCCCUGUGCCAUGUUUUGACCUGCCACUGCCUGCAGCUUAUCUCUUCACAGCCAUCUUUUCUUUCCCAUUGUGUUUAUUCUUCUCUGCAUUUACAUUUUGUGUGUUUUACAAAAAAUGUCAUUGCUAUUGUACAGUCUUAAUACAAUAUGUUUAACAAGGUCAGGUAAUAAUUAAAGUUAUUAUUAUUAUUAAAAUUGCUAUAGAGGAACCUCUUAACAUACAAAUCACUGAAAGAGAGGAACCUUAAUACCUUCAUGAGUUUUGCAGUGAGACUUUGUCAUAGUAAGCCAGUGCAAUUUGCUUUUGAGAAAUGUGGUACAGUAUGUCAGUUUAUAAUUUGUAGGUUAAAGGGGACCUAUUAUGCUUUUCCUUAUCGUCUGUCAUAUAUAUUUAAUCUUAUAAUGUCUCAUUCAUACUAAACUUGGCCAAAGUUUCAGGUAAUAAAGUAAACACAUGUAAAAGUUAGCCAAAACCUCAGGCUUCAGACCAUUCUUAAUACUCUGUUUACUUUUACUUUUUUCUACUUUGGCUCAAACUAAUGUCAGAUUAUGACACAUUUCUUUAUAUGGUCAUCAGCUUCUGGAAUGUUACUGCAGGGUUUUACAUUAUUUAGACUACACUGGUACAUGUAGCUACAUGCAAACGUCAGGGAAACAUGAAAUCUCAGUUGCAGAUGUUGUAAAUUUCUUUGUGUUUUUUCAGAUAAUACUCCUGCUGGACCAUGUGCUGUUGUGUUAGAAGCUUUUCUCGGUUAUUUGUGACGGGAGAAAGUGUUGCUAUUCUCCACUGUGGUCAUUACCUGGUUGCAAGUACACUACUAAGCUAUGUAGCGUCGUGCUAAUGUCAGGGAAACAUGGUUGCUGAUAUUGUUAAUUCCUCCUGGCUUUUGGAUCAUAUUCCUGCUGAAAUAAGCUUUUAUUAGUGAUUUUUCAUGAAAGAAAGUGCCACUAUACACUGUUACGCCUAUUCCCUAGCUGCAAGUACAAUGUUACAUGUAGCUUUAUGUUAAUAUCAGGAAAACAUGUAAUCGUGGUUGUCAUUUUUGUAAAUUUCUCAUGGAUUUCAGAUCAUAUUGCUGCUGGAACACCUUCGGUUGUGUUAAGUCAGCUUUUAUUGGUGAUUUUUAACAGGAGAAAAUGUGGCUAUACACAGUCACCCUCUAGCUGCAAGUACGCUGCUACAUACAGCGACAUGCUAACAUCAGGGAAACAUGUAAUCUUGGUUGCUAGUGCUGUUAAUUUAUUUCCGAUUUGGGGUCAUAUUCCUGCUGGAAUAUGUCCUGUUUUGUCCAAAAGCUUUUAUUGGUGAUUUCUCUAUGUAGAAAGUUCUGCUGUUCUCUGUUAUAGUUAUCCCUCUGCCUCAAGUACACUGCUACAAUGUCAGGGAAAAAUGUAAUCUUGGUUGCCGAUUUUGUAAAUGUCUCCCUGGUUCUGAAUCAUAUUCUUGCUGGAACUUGUCUGGUGAUGUUUAGAAGCUUUUAUUGAUGGUUUUUUUAGCCUACUGUAGAGCAUGUUGCCAUUCUCUGUCACAGUCAUUGCCACAGCUACAAUGAUAGUGCAGAGAUGCCAAGAAGCCGUAGACCCAAAAAUGCUAACCAUUCGGAGUGCACUUGGCUUUUUUGGGAAGGGGACCUUAAAGAGACAGGCACUAAAACAGAGCGUCUCAGACAAAGGGUGAAUACAGGUGUUUUUACAGACAGUAUAGGAAUAAUUGAGUGUUUUUUGACCAUUAAAGCAUGUAAACAUGUUCUAGCAGAAGCCUAAAAUAUAACUUUGAGCAUGAAAAUCAGAAUAAUAGGUCCCCUUUAAAGACAAAUGCUGACAGCUGGUUAUAGUAUUUUUUGAUGUUGUGAUGUGAAGGUCAUCUGAUGGCUGUCACUUUUUCUUCAGGAUGUUUAUUUCCUGUUGUUAGUGUUUCCCCUGUACAUAAGUUUGUAAAAUACAAAAGAGUUGUGCAUGGCUUCUAAAAAGGACGCUGGUGACAUGGCUGUAGGCUACACACAUGAUGUGUUUAUCACGGGUUCACACUAAGUAUAAUUAUGCAUCACACAUGAAUUUCAUCGGCUGCAAACCUACAAUGUAUAGAAACACUCUGACUUGCACAAUGUAGAUUAAACUUGUAAAAAGACUUAUAAGG